Messenger RNA from Electrophorus electricus (electric eel), 1270 nucleotides. It is a transcript of the gene ccs, whose product is annotated as copper chaperone for superoxide dismutase. The record is from RefSeq and is a predicted model, not a curated record. Gene Ontology annotation, molecular function: copper ion binding. NCBI's taxonomy places the organism in Eukaryota, Metazoa, Chordata, Actinopteri, Gymnotiformes, Gymnotidae. Gene Ontology annotation, biological process: superoxide metabolic process.
UAUGGAGACUAUUAUUUUGAAAGGCGGAAGGUUGUGCUUGUUUUGAAGCACUUUGCUCUUUUCCUCCUAAAUCGAAGUGUCACGGUGCCCAUCGUUGCAAAGAUGGAAACAAAUCAGUUUGCCAACCUCGAGUUUGCGGUCCAGAUGACAUGUGACGGCUGUGCUAACGCCGUUGAGAGUGCGCUUCAAAAAGAGCCGGGUGUACGUUCAUUCAAGAUUGACCUGUCUCGUGAAGAGGUUUUGGUUGAGACGUCAUUGAGCACUCAUGAGAUUCAAGGCCUGAUUGAGAGUACAGGCAGGAAAGCAGUGCUGAAGGGACUGGGUGGACCAGAGCCAGACUUGGGCGCAGCCGUGGCGAUGCUGAGCGGGGCAGGCCGUGUGCAAGGCGUGGUCCGUUUCCUGCAGCUGUCUCAGGACUGCUGUUUGAUAGAUGGGGCAAUCGAUGGACUGGAUCCUGGACUGCACGGCCUGCAUGUGCACGAGUAUGGUGACCUCACGCAGGACUGCACGAGCUGUGGGGAGCACUAUAAUCCUUUUGGAAAACAACAUGGUGGUCCAGAGGAUAAAGAGAGGCACGUGGGGGACCUGGGGAACAUUGUGGCAGCAGCAGAUGGCAGAGCCACAUUCAGACUGGAAGACUCCCAGCUCAAGGUGUGGGAUGUGAUUGGCCGAUCGCUGGUGGUGGAUUCAGGGGAGGAUGACCUGGGAAAAGGAGACCACCCUCUCUCUUCAAAAACAGGAAACUCAGGGGAGAGGCUAGCAUGUGGAAUCAUUGCACGUUCAGCAGGGCUGUUCCAGAACCCCAAACAAAUCUGUGCCUGUGAUGGUGUCACUCUGUGGGAGGAGAGAGAUCGGCCCCUAGCUGGAAAAGGCCGGCGGAUCACAGACACACCACCCUCCAAUCUAUGACAGCAUGAGCAAAUUAUUAAUGAUGGACAAAAAAAAAGUGCACUUAGAGAAGAAAAGGGGGGGAAAAACAAUACAUUGAAUCUGAAGAGACAAAAAGAAUAUCCUGUUUGGUGGUAAAGGCCUUCCAAACGAUAACUGAAAUGUGCCUCGUAUCUUCAGUAUUGGCCUCAUUAGUUACCACUCGCUAAAACCUUGGGAUGAUUCCAGUUCAUCUCGUGCCUGGUGACUGAAGCAGCUCUAGGGAAGAGCUGUUUCUCAGCCUCUGCAGUAUGAGCUCAUGCCUGCACAUAGAACAAAGCCUUGCUACUGCUGUGGGUCUAACAGCCAGUGCUGUUAUUUGAAUAUUAAAAAAAAGCUUCUA